AUGCUUAUUUCCAAGAUUUUAGCCCACCUACCACUUCUAGUUGCCCCCGUAUUGGCCGGCGUCAUAGACCAUAACAAUGACGACAAUGUUGAGCGGCCAAGGGAAGUACUCGCCAGAGGGACCAGAGGCAAAAGCGGUGAAGUAGACGUCAGCCACUCGGGAACAGAAAAUAUCGGGCAGCGUAGUCACAAUGAUCCUCGAAACGACUCCGAGAGCACCAUGGCCACCAUCAGUCCCAUUGCUGAACGCGCCAACCUUUUGACAGCAGUGAAACCCUCCGCCACCCCCAACCUGCCAAGCAAAUCACCUUCCAACAGCUCCAAACUGACACUAGCUUUGGAUGACGAAUCUACCGCGUCUAGUCUCCUUACCGAAACCUCGACAAAGCACAGGGCAGAGACCGAAACAGAUUUGAUGGUUAUGACAGGCAACCAGCCAGAACCUCGGUUAGUUUUGACAUAG
Colletotrichum graminicola M1.001 is the source of this 462-nucleotide messenger RNA. RefSeq lists its product as uncharacterized. Lineage: Eukaryota; Fungi; Ascomycota; Sordariomycetes; Glomerellales; Glomerellaceae. The transcript has a single exon. The coding region runs from base 1 to 462 and encodes 153 amino acids. The record is from RefSeq and is a predicted model, not a curated record.